Molecule: messenger RNA, 1623 nt
Organism: Eriocheir sinensis (Chinese mitten crab)
Lineage: Eukaryota; Metazoa; Arthropoda; Malacostraca; Decapoda; Varunidae
Exons: 4
Source: RefSeq, a predicted model, not a curated record
AGAAGUCUGCGUCUGCUCCUCGACAACCUCACCCUCGAAGGACUCAGCUCGCUCUCGGUGCAGGAGGUAACUUUCCAACGAGGACCAGACGGCGGAGAAGACGCAGAAGAUGAAGAUGACCUCGGACACGCACACACCCACGAAGACAUCGACGGAGACCCACAAACACACGCCAUACAACACGGGCGGAGGAACGGGCGUCGGGUGGCCAGUAGCAGGGGCUUGGUGCGUGCUGCCUUCUCUCAGGUGGUGGUGAGGGCGAGGUACCAGGUGAGGGGGAGUGCCGGGGGCUUCCUUACCUUCAGGGAGAGUGGGAACUUGACCCUCACCGCCCCGACCGUCUUUCUAACAUCCCGACUUGGUCUCAUCCUCCCGCCCCCGACGCCGCCGCUGUCCUCACCGCAACGGAAGGUCAAGACGCCUCAUAGGCGUCACGGGGGCCGGGUCAAGAUCGUGCGGGUUCGAAGUGAGAUCUCCACCGUCCCCACCACGCUCACCCUCCAGCCAGCCGCCCACCCGCCGCAGUGGGUGAGGCAGCAGGUGCAGACCAAGCUUGAGGAGCUGUCCGGGGACCUAAGCCACGGGCACGGCGCGGUGAGGCUGCUGCUGCACCGCUGGGGGAAGCUGCUCAAGCGACUCAUCCACCGCACGGCGCGCGCCAUCGCCUAGACGCUGCCCUUCCCGCCCCUCCCUCCCCACUCACCCGCACACCUGGACCUCCUGCUGUUGAUAAUUAACGAUCAAAGAAUCCUCGAGACAGGCAAUACAGAUCAAAAAGUUUAGACAAGUCGGUCUGUUAACUCCAAGGCAGGCAAGGCAAGGAGGGAGUGUCCGGAUAGAGAAAGAUGGAAACUUCUGCCGUGGCCAUCCCCUGGUGGGAGCUCCUAAGAGCAGGCGUCGAUGAGAUGAUGAUGAUGAAUGAAUUGAGAGGAAUCACAGCAGAAAUGUUGAAGUGUGGAGAUGAAGUUACUAUAUGAAUGGUCAAGAUAUGUGAAGUGGCCUGGGAAGGGGGUGGGGGGAGGUCCCAGCAGACUUGACAAAAGCCAUCAUGGUCCCAGUUUACAAGGGGAAGGGCAGGAGAGGGGAGGUGGGAGUUGUAGGGGUAUAAGUCUGCUUAGUGUAGGCUACCUGGAAAGGUAUAUGGAAAAGUCCUAAUUGAGACUGCGCAAAGACUUACAGAAGAGAAAAUCAGUGAAGAACAAGGCGACUUCAGGAAGGGAAGAGGAUGUGUGGAUCAGAUAUUUUCCUUCAGGAUGGUGUUUUAUUAGAAAAAAUAUUAGCAAAAGGAAAAAAUACUAUGCUGCCUUCAUGGAUCUAGUUAUUCUAAAGAAAGUUUAUGACAGAGUCGAUUGGCUGGCAUUGUGGGACGUCUUAAAGAUAUAUGGUGUGGGAGGAAAACUGCUUAAUGCAAUAAAGUCUUUCUAUGAGGAUGCAUCUGCAUGUGUCAAAAUUACUGGAGAAACAAGUGAACAUUUUGAGAUGAAAGUGGGCUAAGGCAGGGGUGUGUCAUGUCAUCGUGGUUGUUCAAUAUUUAUAUGGAUGGUGUUAUGAGAAAUGAAGGGCAAAGUUGGGGAAAUUGAAGUAAAAAUGUAUGCUGAGGGAGGGAAGGAAGUGGGUGAUGAA